Cuscuta epithymum is the source of this 574-nucleotide messenger RNA. Lineage: Eukaryota; Viridiplantae; Streptophyta; Magnoliopsida; Solanales; Convolvulaceae. The record is from the annotation of a GenBank genome assembly.
AUUUAUGUGAGGUGUGGAAGUCCGGAACCCUAGUUUCAUCGUGUCCUCCCUUCCCUCGAUCUAAAAUGGCAGAAGCAUCUUUGAGUAUUAGCCUCGACGAUCUCAUCAAGAAGAACAGGGGUUCCGGAGGAAGUAGAAGAGGUCGUGGAGCUGGACCAGAUCGACGGAUCCGCUCCUCUAACCCGCACGCACCUUAUGAAACUGCCAAGGCACCGAACGCAGCUUGGAAUCAUGACAUGUUUUCCGCUGACCAGCCUACGGCGUUUCCCGGUCCUCCCGGACAGAUCGUAGGAGGUGGUCGAGCUUCCUCCAUAGAGACUGGCACGAAGCUCUUUAUCUCUAAUCUGGAAUAUGGUGUCUCUAACGAAGAUCUCAAGGAACUAUUUUCUGAUGUUGGAGAUAUGAAGCGUUAUGGAAUCCAUUAUGACAGAAGUGGGAGAUCAAAGGGAACAGCAGAUAUUGUUUUCUCCCGCCGACAAGAUGCUUUAGCAGCUAUCAAAAGAUAUCACAACGUUCAGCUUGAUGGAAAACCAAUGAAGAUUGGGAUUGUUGGCACAAACGUUGUGACUCCUGC